CAAUCUCACCAGUCGUGCAUUGCCCAUUGCCCUCUCGAUUACUUCUACGCCAAGGACCACCGCUGCGUGCCAUGCACCACGUGCGGCAUGUGCACUUGGGCCUCUACCUCAUGCUCCGCGUCCUUCGACGUCGUCUGCUCUCCCUGGACCGAGUGCAAGCCGGGUCAGAAGGAGUCAGUCUCUGGCAACGCCUACCAGCCGCUGCCGGACCGCGCCUCGUGCUUCCCCACCAGCGUGUGCGAGGAGCCCUUCAUCGAGACCAUCCUGCCCACGCUCACCACGGACCGCCUGUGCUCCUGCGACACGCUUACAUGCAACAAGCUCGUCACGCAGUUGUUUGAGGAGAUGGUGUGCGCUGACCCCACGGACGAGCAGCUCGACGUGGUGCUUGACGUGUGCUGCUCCGGCCAGGGCGAGGAUGGCAUCUGCGACACCAUUUGCCAGAUGGACGCCUACGAGGCACGCCGCUCCUGCCCAGGCUGCACAGACACGUGCGAGUGCAGCGCUGGCUUUAUCCUCGUCUACGACGCCGACUCGGCCGACUGUCGGCCGUGCGACGGCGUGACGGAGUUCUCCCCAUCCAUUGGCGGCAGCAAAUGCGAGCCCAUUGAGGAGUGCGAGUGCGGCCAGGAGGAGGUCUCCGCGCCAACCCGCUCCUCGGACCGCGUGUGCCGCGACUGCUCGGCCGGCACCAUCGAUUCGGACAGUGACGGCUCCACGGGCUCCCACGACUCCUGCUCCAGUUUCACCUGCUGCGCAGGCACUCAUCACCAUCACGAUAGCGACCCCGCCAGACCACGUGCAAGGACGUCACAGAGUGCGCGCUCGGGGUUUGAGGAGAUGCAGGCCAUGACCCUCCUCAUCAGCGACCGCAUCUGCGACGAGUGCCCGGAGCGCAAGUACAAGGCUGUCUCUGGCCAGGGCGUGCCCUGUCUCCCCGUCACCACCACGUACGACGCCGGCGAAGAGGAGACGGCCGAGCCCACCCCAACGAGCGACCGCGUGUGCAGCCAGUGCGAGCUUGGCGCCACCUUCAAGCCCGUCGACGGCCAGGCCGAGUCGUGCCGCCCUGUCACGCAGUGCGGUCCGGAUGAGGAAGAGAUUCGCUUUGUGAACCCACGCGCCAGCGCGACCGCCUCUGCCAGUACAUUUCCACGCAUGGCCGUGAGCAAGUGCGAGUUUGGCACCUUCCAGAGUCAGGCGCCCACGCUCGACUCUGACCGCGAGUGCACGGAGUGCUCCGAGUGUCCCAGUGGUCGUUUCGAGAUUCGCGCCUGCUCCGCGCUGGAGCACGUGCAGUGCGCCGGCUGCUCCGCGUGCCCGCCAAAUACAUACAUCCUGCACGCCUGCGACUCGGAGAACGACGUGUCUUGCCAGCAGUGCAGCACGUGCUCUGACGAGCAGUACCAGCGCGCCAUGCACCGCCACCAACGACACAGAGUGCACGACGCUCGACUGCAACCCGUCGACGGAGUGCGAGCGCACCGCCUGUGCCACCUCAUCACCAAGUGCGACCCUGGCAAACAGCGCAUGCGCGCAUUCACCCCCACCUCCGACGCCAAGUGCGAGCCGUGCCCCAUCGGCACCACCGACCACGACCGCAACCCGCUCAGCGCCUGCCAGCCGUGCCCCUAUGGCCACUAUGUGCCUGCAGGCUACCCCGGCUCCUGUGAGCAGUUCCUGUGCCCAGCCGGCACCGCCGACCUGGACCGCAACGCCAGCACACGCCGUGCACGCCGUGCCAGGUUGGCCUUGACUUUGCCGCGCUCUCUGGCCCAGCGCGAUUGCACUACUGUGGCGGAGUGCGACCUCGGCUACGAGGAGAUGGUGCGCCCUGCUAUGCGCCCCACCAUCUUCACCGACCGCCAGUGCCACCGCUGCAUCGAGGGCCUGUUCUACCGCGACAGCAACACGGACUUCUCCACGCGCCACAGACCGCGAGUGCCAGAUGGGCCGCACGUGCCCCAACAACAGCACGUUCAUCUCGUGCCCGCUCACGCCCACGACAGAGAACCACAGGCAUCUGCUCGCCGUGGACGCAGUGCCUGUUCAACAAUGUACGAGCUCGUUUCGGCGUCGCUGGUCAACGACCGCGAGUGCCAGCGCGUGCGCUCGCGCGAGGACACGGAGUAUGAGCGACGCAGUUUGAGGGGCUCCCACCGUGCGUGCGUGCCCGCGUACUCUGUCUCGCUCGUCUUUGACGCCAAGUUCAACGUCCUUGCCGGCAGGCAGUCGCGCCGCGGGGCGUUUGAGCCCGCGCUGGGGUCCAUCAUCGCCACCGUCGCUUCCCUCAACGAGGACUUUACGGCUCGCCUCUUCAACCGAUCCGUCUCUGGCGACGUCACCGUCAUGGGCUCCACCGCAUCGCCGUGCGAGGCCGACGUGUCCUGGACGACUCGUCCCUUUGGUUGCACGGGACAGCAACAGCAUCCAUCAUCGUUGCACACGCUGUGA
Salpingoeca rosetta is the source of this 2454-nucleotide messenger RNA. RefSeq lists its product as uncharacterized. Gene Ontology annotation, molecular function: protein binding. The record is from RefSeq and is a predicted model, not a curated record. The transcript is spliced from 9 exons. NCBI's taxonomy places the organism in Eukaryota, Choanoflagellata, Craspedida, Salpingoecidae. Bases 88 to 2454 code for a protein of 788 amino acids.